Messenger RNA from Cordyceps fumosorosea ARSEF 2679, 1548 nucleotides. Its product is annotated as phenylalanyl-tRNA synthetase alpha chain. Gene Ontology annotation, biological process: phenylalanyl-tRNA aminoacylation. The transcript has 2 exons. The record is from RefSeq and is a predicted model, not a curated record. Bases 1 to 1548 code for a protein of 515 amino acids. Gene Ontology annotation, cellular component: cytoplasm; phenylalanine-tRNA ligase complex; cytosol. Gene Ontology annotation, molecular function: tRNA binding; ATP binding; phenylalanine-tRNA ligase activity. Lineage: Eukaryota; Fungi; Ascomycota; Sordariomycetes; Hypocreales; Cordycipitaceae.
AUGGCGACCUCCGGGGACCUCGCCACGCAGAUCCUGCUGGCACUGUCUACGCAAAGCCCGAUUUUGACCGCCGAAGCCUUCCCCGCGCUAGCAUCGCAGGAUGUCAAGGCCGCGCUCGACAGGCUUGGCUCUCGCUCCAUGAUCACCUACGAGACCAUUGAGCGUGAGGAGGCUAUCCUCGAGCCCGAGGCCGAGCAGAUUGCCGAGCAUGGCAGCCACGAAGCCCGCGUCUUCGAGGCCCUGCGUAAGGCCAUGGACGGCCUGUCUGUCCAGGAACUCGAGGCCGCCAUUGGCGACAAGAACGUCACCAAGCUGGGCCAGGGUAAGGCCUUUAGGGAAAAGUGGAUUGCAAAGAACAAGGACGGCAAGCUCAUUGCUACUACUCACGGAACCCCCCCACCUCAGGCCGACUCGAUCCAAGACGUUACCCAAGCACAGCUCCAAAAGAUCAAGGAGACCCGAACCGGCGAUGCCAAAACUCUCACCGACCUCAAGAAGCGCAAACUCAUCAAGAUGCAGAAGAUCAUCAGCUUCAAGGUCGAAAAGGGCCCCAAAUUCGCCCUCGAGAUCCAAAAGGAGGAGACCGACCUGACAUCGGAAAUGAUUACCUCAGGCGCCUGGAAGACGGCCAACUUCAAGCCCUACAACUUCAAGGCCCUCGGGGCUGACCAAAACGCCGGCGCUCUGCACCCCCUCAACAAGGUCCGUCAAGAGUUCCGUCAAAUUUUCUUCGAGAUGGGCUUCGAGGAGAUGCCUGCGAACAAGUUUGUUGAGACGGGCUUCUGGAACUUCGACGCCCUUUUCGUGCCCCAGCAGCACCCCGCCCGCGACCUGCAAGACACCUUCUACAUCUCGGACCCCAAGGUUGCCGACCGGCCCCGGCCGCAGGAGCCCGGCCAGGACACCGAGGCCUACUGGAACAACGUCCGCGAGGUGCACCAGGACGGCAAGUACGGCUCCAUCGGGUACCGGUACCCCUGGGCCGCCGAGGAGUCGCUCCGCCUCGUCCUGCGCACGCACACCACGUCCAUUUCGGCCGCGCUCCUGCACAAGCUCGCCUCGCAGCGCGGGCCUGACGGCCGCCCGCCGCCCGCGCGCUACUUCUCUAUCGACCGCGUCUUCCGCAACGAGACGGUCGACGCAACCCACCUCGCCGAGUUCCACCAGGUCGAGGGCGUCAUCGCCGACUACGGCCUGACCCUCGGCGGCCUCAUGGAGUUCAUGGAGGUCUUCUUCGGCAAGAUGGGCAUCACCGACCUCAAGUUCAAGCCCGCCUACAACCCCUACACCGAGCCCAGCAUGGAGAUCUUCAGCUACCACAAGGGCCUCGGCAAGCUCGUCGAGAUUGGCAACUCGGGCAUGUUCCGCCCGGAGAUGCUCGAGGCCAUGGGCCUGCCCAAGGACAUGCGCGUCUUCGGCUGGGGUCUCAGCCUCGAGCGCCCGACCAUGAUCAAGUACAAGAUCUCCAACAUUCGUGAACUGCUCGGCCACAAGGUCGACCUCAACUUCAUCGAGCGAAACCCGGCCGUCAGACUAGACAAGGAGUAG